Saccostrea cuccullata (small rock oyster) is the source of this 875-nucleotide messenger RNA. Its product is annotated as acetyl-CoA carboxylase-like. Gene Ontology annotation, biological process: fatty acid biosynthetic process. NCBI's taxonomy places the organism in Eukaryota, Metazoa, Mollusca, Bivalvia, Ostreida, Ostreidae. The coding region runs from base 28 to 630 and encodes 200 amino acids. Gene Ontology annotation, cellular component: mitochondrion. The transcript is spliced from 3 exons. The record is from RefSeq and is a predicted model, not a curated record. Gene Ontology annotation, molecular function: acetyl-CoA carboxylase activity; ATP binding.
CCCUCUGCUGGUAAGCUGUUGAACUACAUGAUAGAUGACGGAGGCCAUGUGUUUGCUGGGGAUGUGUACACUGAGAUAGAAGUCAUGAAGAUGGUCAUGGAACUCAGGGUCACAGAAAAUGGAUGUGUUCAUUACGUUAAGAGGCCGGGAGCAGUGUUGGAGGGGGGCAGUAUCGUGGCCCACCUUGACCUGGAUGACCCCAGUCGUGUCCAGCAGGCCCAGAGCUUCAAAGGGACACUCCCCCAGCCACAGGCCCCGCCCACUCAUGGGGAAAAGCUCCACCAGAUCUUCCAGAGUACGCGGGCUGAGCUAGAGAACAUCCUGGCGGGGUACACGCUGCCUGAUCCUUACUUCAAACCUAAACUACAGACCUCCAUAGAGAGACUGAUGAAGUGUCUAAGAGAUCCGUCACUGCCCCUACUGGAACUCCAGGAUCUUGUUGCCAUGAUUUCUGGGAGAAUUCCCCCACAGGUGGAGAAAGCCAUCAAAAAACAGCUUCAGUCAUACUCCAGUAAUAUCACCUCUGUACUCAGUCAGUUCCCCAGUCAACAGGUAAAAAUCAGUAACAGCUUCAGUCAUACUCCAGUAAUAUCACCUCUGUACUCAGUCAGUUCCCCAGUCAACAGGUAAAAAUCAGUAACAGCUUCAGUCAUACUCCAGUAAUAUCACCUCUGUACUCAGUCAGUUCCCCAGUCAACAGGUAAAAAUCAGUAACAGCUUCAGUCAUACUCCAGUAAUAUCACCUCUGUACUCAGUCAGUUCCCCAGUCAACAGGUAAAAAUCAGUAACAGCUUCAGUCAUACUCCAGUAAUAUCACCUCUGUACUCAGUCAGUUCCCCAGUCAACAGGUAAAAAAUCAGAGACAGCUUCAGUCA